Owenia fusiformis is the source of this 1467-nucleotide messenger RNA. The record is from the annotation of a GenBank genome assembly. Lineage: Eukaryota; Metazoa; Annelida; Polychaeta; Sabellida; Oweniidae.
UAUGUUCAAAGGUAAUAAUUUUCCAUGACGCUUGUUGAAACAAGUGAUAAGCAUGUAUGCUUAGAUGCUGAAAGAACUAACACAUCUACCCCAGAAAGAAAUCUCGAUAUUUUGAACAUUAAACCAAUGGAUGCAGGGCUGAUGAAAGAGAAACCAGAGAACUGCAAGGUCAACAAAUUAUUCGUGGAUGACAUUGUUGUAACAUCUUCGAACAAUGAUUCCGUUGUUGAAUGUGAAAAUAUUCGAAGUGAUCCUGUGUUGAAAUUUAGCAAUGAUGAAGGAAUAGAAGUAGACACUCAGCUGAUUUCCGAAGAUAAAACUAAUAAAAAGCCUAUUGAAAACGAUUGGGGUAAAUGCAAAGACGAUAUCAUAGAUAUUAAAAAUAAACCAGGGGAAAACAUUGUUGAUCAACAAAAUAAUGAUUCCGACAUCGGCAUCAAAUUCGAAUCUGGGCGACACAAGAAAACCAUCACUGAUGUGAAUAAUAUCAAGCAAAGUGCAGAAACCGACGAACGCAUGGAAGAUGAUGCCGAUUCUGAUGAUAUGUCUGAACACGAAUUUGAUAACAUGAUAAAGGAACAAAACAAUUUUCAUAAAGCUAAUUCAUCUACGGCAAUAAGUGAGGACAAUAAUGAUGUCAAUGCUUGGUUUCUCGAGAAAAGCGAUGACAAUUCUUUUAACGCAAACAUUUGGAAACUGGAUUCGGAAAACAAUACAAAUAAGGAUCAAAAGACACUUACUAUAGACGAAUAUGCUGAUAUGCUUCUGACCGAUCCGGAUUUGGAUAAGGCUGAUAUUGUUGUGAUAAGGCAAAAACACGAAAAUAACGACACGUUGACAUCGCAAACCGUCACCGUGAAUGAACAAAUUGAAAAGACAGAUUCAACAGACAUAGUCGAUAGACUUCUUAACACAAAUCAUAUAACAGAAGAAGAUCUAAAUUGCCUUGUUGGAUCUAUAUCCAUGACAAGUCAAGCCCAAACGGAUGCAACAUUGACGGACGCCAUCGACGAUCUCGAGUCGCUCCUAACUGAAGAAUAGAUCUGGCAAAAGAAAUCAUAUACUGUAUAUACAUGUAACAAUACCAAACAAAAGUUGAUGCAAGCACUAUAUCUAAAAUAGAAGUUCACAAUGUGACAAAGAAUUUACCCACCAUUGUUGGGAAAUCUAUCAAGUUGAGGUUUACGACUGCCAAAACAUAAGAUUUAAUACCAUCCCCUCAAAAAUAUACUAUUAAUUUUCAAUGCUUUCAUAAAUAGAUGUAAGAAGGACGAAUAAACGAAAUAUACUAUUCACUGUUAAAAUUUCAAUCAGGCUAAAAUCCUCCACACGCAGAGCUUUUAACAUCCUCCACUCUACUUUGGAAAGGGGAAACGAACAUAGUGGGCGGUGUAUAGAGCCCUGUGUUCGUAGAAUGAUAAUUAGCACGUGAAUUUCCAGCUACGAUAUUUAAUACAUAUGUAUGAC